AUGCACACUGAUUGCCUGAGGCCUAAGUACAACAACAGUGAUCCAGAUGCUGUAGAGUUCUUUGGGGAAUGUAUGAAAAGUUCCAAAAAUGGUCGCACUCCUCUUGCCAAUGAAAUAUAUGAACGGAUGGUGGCAGAGAAGGAUAGAGAGCCAGAAGAAGGAGAAGAAAAAAAAUCUCCCACCAAGAUUGUUGAUGAAACUCUUAGCGAGAUCAGCCGCUCAUCCACAUUUCUUCCUAACAUUGGUGCCCCUCGACCAUCAAAGAAUGCUCAGUCCUCAUCGACAGCAGCACAAGCACGCAUCCGAGCUGAGUUUGAGGCAACCCUCCAAGCUGAAAGAGAGGAAGCUGCUAGGAAGCGGGAAGAGUUGCAGGCACAACUUCAAGCUCAGCAGGACGCACUUGAAGAAAACCAAAAUUUGCUGCGGCAGACCCAAGAGGAAGUGAGGGGGAUGACUAGCAGGUUUGAGGAGACUAAUGCGCUGCUGCGAGCUGUCCUGAGACUUCAGAAAGAUUGAGGUAUGACUGCAGUUUCUGAGGAUGAGGCCUUUGUCUAAGCUUUUGCUACAUUGCUUUAACUUAGUCUGUGCUUCGAACUUUGUGGUUGGAACAUGUGUGGUUGAACCUGGAACUAUGUGGUUGAACAAGUAUGCUGCAAGUUUGUGGUUGGAACAUGUGUAUCCAUG
Messenger RNA from Panicum hallii, 684 nucleotides. RefSeq lists its product as uncharacterized. The record is from RefSeq and is a predicted model, not a curated record. The transcript has 3 exons. Bases 1 to 516 code for a protein of 171 amino acids. Lineage: Eukaryota; Viridiplantae; Streptophyta; Magnoliopsida; Poales; Poaceae.